Danaus chrysippus (African queen) is the source of this 537-nucleotide messenger RNA. The record is from the annotation of a GenBank genome assembly. NCBI's taxonomy places the organism in Eukaryota, Metazoa, Arthropoda, Insecta, Lepidoptera, Nymphalidae.
AUGCCAGCGUAUCAUUCCACAUUAGUUGAUUACACGCAAUCGGUAGGCAAUUUGGCUCUGUUGCCUAUUCGCACUACAUUCAGAGGGCCGGCGCCCAUUAGCCCUAAGAUAGAACUUGAUAUUAUUGAUGAAGCUUUAAAUUACUUUAAGGCCAACGUUUUCUUUAGAUUUUACGAAAUAAAGUCUGAUGCUGACCGAGUCCUUAUUUAUUUGACUCUGUAUGUUUCCGAGUGUCUGAAGAGGUUACAGAAGUGUUCUAACAAGAAUCAGGGCCAGCAGGAGAUGUAUAUGUUGGCUAUAUCUAAAUUUGACAUUCCCGGCGAGAGUGGUUUUCCUCUCAAUUCUGUGUAUGCUAAACCCUCCGGCCCUCAAGAAUCAGACUUGAUGCGUCAGUAUCUACAACAAUUGAGACAUGAGACUGGGGCUCGGGUGUGUGAGAAGGUGUUUGCGACUGAAGACGGUAAACCCAGCAAGUGGUGGCUCUGUUUCGCCAAAAGGAAAUUCAUGGACAAAUCUCUGUCUGGUCCCGGACAGUAG